UCCAACCAGUGGCUCACCACGGCGCUGGUUGCUGUCCUCGCCUCCGCCUGCCUCUUCUUCUCCUUCACCGACAGCGUCGUGGGUCGCCGCGACGGAAAGCUAUAUUACGGCUUCGCCACAUUGCGUGGCUUCAACGUGUUCAACUUCUCCAGCGAGGAGGAGAAGCAGGAGUGGAAUGAUCUCGACCAAUUCCGGAGGCUCUGCCUUCAGCCGCUGGACUUCAUGCAUGCCUUCUUCACGGCGGUGGUUUUCCUCAUAAUGGCAUUCAGCGAUGUGGGGCUGCAAAACUGCUUCUUCCCGGAUGGCAGCAGGAACACACAGCAGCUUCUCAAGAACCUGCCACUGGGAAUGGCGUUUCUGUCCAGCUUUGUGUUCAUCAUCUUCCCCACCAAAAGGAAGGGCAUCGGAUUCAAUGACACGACUCCUCGCCAGAAGGUCGUCCAUCCCUUGAACAAAGUUUGA
This is a messenger RNA of Aegilops tauschii subsp. strangulata, 462 nucleotides long. Lineage: Eukaryota; Viridiplantae; Streptophyta; Magnoliopsida; Poales; Poaceae. The record is from RefSeq and is a predicted model, not a curated record.